This is a messenger RNA of Maudiozyma saulgeensis, 3072 nucleotides long. Lineage: Eukaryota; Fungi; Ascomycota; Saccharomycetes; Saccharomycetales; Saccharomycetaceae. The record is from the annotation of a GenBank genome assembly.
AUGUCAUUUGAUUACGAAAUAUACAAAGAAGGUGGUAUCCUAAACGAAAGAUAUCAAAAAGUAGAUGAUAUUAGUGAAGGUUCCUAUGGUUAUGUCUCCUUAGCUAAAGAUUUAAAGUUGAAAAAACUAGUUGCUAUUAAAUAUAUCUUUAAACUAGAUAACAAUAAUUAUGAUGACGAUGACGAUGAAAGAAAAAGUAAAAAUUAUAGCAUUAAUUCAAAUGAAAAUAGUUCACAAAAGAAACAUGAAUUAGAUCAAAAUUUACAGAAUAAAAAAUCUUUAAUUUCUGAUGCUGUUAAAUCAAGAUUCUCGAACAAUGUUUGUUUUGAAGCAAUGUAUGAAGUUGAUAUUCAAAUGAAAGUUGGUAAACAUAAAAAUGUUGCUGAAUUAUUGGACUUCUUUGAUUCUUAUAUUAUUAUGGAGUAUUGUACAGGUGGUGAUUUAUAUGAAGCUAUUAAAGAUGAUAUUGUUCCAAGAAGAACUAAAUCAAUAACUUAUAUCAUUUCACAAAUUAUGGAUGCUAUUGAAUUUGUUCAUAAUAAAGGUAUUUAUCAUAGAGAUAUUAAACCUGAAAAUAUUUUAAUUACAGGAAUUGAUUGGACAAUUAAAUUAACAGAUUGGGGACUGGCCACUACAGAUUCUAAAUCAAUGGAUAGAAGUGUUGGUAGUGAAAGAUAUAUGUCACCUGAAUUAUUCGAAUCCAAUUUAGAUAUGAAUGAACGUAAAGAACCUUAUGAUUGUAGUAAAGUUGAUCUUUGGGCAAUGGGUAUAGUAUUUUUAAAUAUUGUAUUCCAUAAGAAUCCAUUUAGUAUUGCAGAUCAAACAGAUAAAUCAUUUUGUUAUUUUGCAGCAAAUAGAGAAGCUUUAUUCGAUGUAUUCUCUUCAAUGACUUAUGAUUUUUUCCAAGUAUUAAGAUAUUGUUUAACAAUUGAUCCAACAAAUAGAGAUUUAUCUAAAAUGAGAGAAGAAUUGAUUAAUUUAUCAGAAUAUACCUUUGAUGAUGAAUAUUAUAACUCUUUAGAAGACGAAUAUGAUAUUCCAAUGUCAUCAGAUGCUUCAUCGACAAAGAUGGUUGGAUCAGAUGCUUCAACAACACCACCAUCUGAAACUAAAUUGGUUAUGCCACCAUCUUCCGCCCCAGUUGCAUUACCUACUCCAAUUAAUUCAUCAAAACCCUUACCACAAAUUAAAAAUGAUGAUUUUGAAAUUAAACAGGAUUCAUCACAAUCUACUACUUCAACAACCACAACUAAUAAAUAUGAUAACUUUAAAAAACCAUAUGAUAUUCCGAAAUUUAAAAUUAAUUCUCAGAUUCAUCCUCCACAUUUGACAUCUACUACUACUGCCACUAAUGAUCAUAGAUUUGAUGAUAAUCAAAAUACUCGUAAUAAUAAUAAUAAUAAUAAUAACGAAAAGCUUAAUACAAACGAUUACUAUAACAAUGCUUAUCAAAGAGAACGCGCUAAAUCAGUUCCUAAGAUCAAGUUUAAUAGACGUCCGCGCGUUAAGAAUAACCAUAAUCAAUAUCAUAUUAGCCCUAAUAAUAAUAACUCCUCACAUAACUAUAAGGGUAAUAAUAAUAGCAACUAUUACAAUACUCACAAUAAAGCAUUCAGAAUGAGACGUAGAAAUAAAAGUAAAAUUAUUAAAAAUUCAAGAAAGCCUCUUGGAAUUCCAACUCCAAAUACGCAUAUCAAUAAUUAUAUCAAUGAUUACAGAACUAAAGAAGAUAAUCAGUUCAAUACAAGAGAUUUUUUUACACCUCCAAGUGUCCAGCAUAGAUAUAUGGAAGGCAUAUUUGAUAAUAAAAAUAGAUAUCAUAGACAACAAUUUAAGAAUAAUCAUUUAAAUGUCCAUAACAACUAUAAUAAUAACGAUUCUAAUAACUCUAACGGUGGUAGUAAUAACAGUAACUAUAGCAAAAGUUGGAAUAAUAAUAAAAGUUCUAAAUUUAGGAGACCAAGUACUACAGGUAACCAAGCAUUUUCUACUAAUUUCUAUUCUGGAAAUAGAUCCAGACAUAGUUUUCAUAGUAGCAAUACCACAAGUGGUAAUGUAUUUAAGCGUGGCACUGUCCAACAUUCACCAGGUAGUUAUAUUCCACCAAAUGCAAGAAGUAAUUAUCCAACAAGUACUUCAGUCGGAGUUUAUUCCUCACAUAUUCCAAACAUAUCUAGUGUUUUAGGCGAAUCAGAUAAUGACAGUUUAUCAAACGAGAGAAACAGACAACCUCCUGCCACUUCGAUGUUAAAUUCUGCAAUUGAUAAUGAACAUGAUCUUGAUGAUACAUUAUUCUCCCUUGAUGAUGGUGAUCAUGAUUACAUUAACGGUCUGAAUAAUUUAUCUCUAAAUGACGGUAUGCAACGUGGGAAUAAUAUGAACAAGAUGAGUAGUUCAGGUAAUACAUUCCGUCAAUUAAAUGGUCUUAGUGUUAAUAUUCCUAACCAUCAACCAAUUCAUUCGAAUAACGAUAACGAUUUACCUGAUUUGUUAAAAUCCCCAGUAAUUAGUUCUACAUCAUUAAACACAGCUCAAGGGUAUAACAAACCAAUGGGUAACAAUCAAUAUUUGAAUAUGCCACGGGAGAUGACUGAAUCCAAUAUGAAGCACAAGCCAGGUGUUUAUGUCCCUCCACAUCAUAGAAGAAGUUCAGGUUAUUCUACAAACGAAGCUGUCUUAUCUGUUUCUCCAAAUUCAAUUAGCAUUCAACAAAAUGAACUACAUCCAACCCAAAAUUUUAAGAAACCAACUAUCCCAAUUGGAAAUUCAGGUACAACCGUCGCACUACAAGAUCAUGACGUGUUCAGAUAUUCUGAUAACGAUGCAUUAAUCUUUGAGGAUGAUGACGAUGAUGAUAAUGAUGCUAACACAAAAUAUAUGAAUGAAACAAAUAGUGGUAGAGCUAGGAGAAGUUUCGGUCCAUAUCAAAUAUAUGAUGAUGACGAUGAAAGCAAUACUAAGCUAAAUGCAUAUCGUUCAAAUAGAAGAACAUCUAGUAUUCAAAAUGAAGUUGUUGGCUCAUUGGAACAAUACAAAAAUAAUUGGUUGAUGUUACAACAACCACAAGAAUAA